Molecule: messenger RNA, 2186 nt
Organism: Acanthopagrus latus (yellowfin seabream)
Lineage: Eukaryota; Metazoa; Chordata; Actinopteri; Spariformes; Sparidae
Product: high-affinity choline transporter 1-like
Exons: 8
Coding region: 59-1729 (556 amino acids)
Biological process (GO): choline transport; acetylcholine biosynthetic process; transmembrane transport
Cellular component (GO): plasma membrane
Molecular function (GO): choline:sodium symporter activity
Source: RefSeq, a predicted model, not a curated record
UUGAACCAGUGCCAAAGACAUCCUGCUGCACUCUGCUCUGUGCUCUUGGACACUCAGCAUGGCUCUAAACGUCCCGGGACUAGUAGCCACUAUCAUAUUCUACCUGCUGGUACUCGGGAUCGGCAUCUGGGCUUCCAUCAAAUCUAAAAGGGAUGAAAACAGGGCACAGGCAAACCACGCAGACAUGGCUCUGCUGGGGAACAGAAAGAUCAGCUUGGUAGUGGGCAUCUUCACCACAACCGCUACCUGGGUUGGUGGGACCUUCAUCAUUGGCACAGCUGAGACGGUGUACGAUCCAAAGCUGGGACUGAUUUGGGCUGUGAUGCCUUUAGCAGCAACACUGGCCUUCAUUGUUGGUGGUCUUUUCUUCGCUGAGCCGAUGAGAGACAAGAAGUACGUGACCAUGAUGGACCCUUUCUGCAUCAAGUACGGAGACAGACUGAGUGGCCUUCUGUCUGUGGCGCCGCUGAUGUCCGAAAUUAUUUGGGUGACAUCGACGCUGAUAAGCUUGGGAGUAACCAUGAGUGUGAUCCUGGAUCUGUCCUACGCCGUGUGCAUCUGGAUCUCUGCUGCUGUGGCCAUCACCUACACCCUGCUGGGAGGCCUCUACUCUGUGGCCUACACAGACAUCAUACAGCUCACUCUCAUUUUCAUCACUUCGUGGCUGUGCAUCCCUUUCCUCUUCAUGAGUCCCACCUCUGUUGACAUCACAACCACGUCCUUCAACCACACCUUCCAGGCUCCGUGGGUGGGCACCCUGACCGCAGACAGAGCCUGGAGGUGGAUUGAUAUAUUUUUACUCCUGAGUAUAGGAGACCUCGGUUUCCAGGACUUCCACCAGAGGACGUUAUCAGCCUCUACCUCGGCCACGGCCAAGUUGCGAUGUUACGCUGCAGCGUUUCUCAUCCCCACCUUUGGAAUUCCUCCUGUGCUCGUUGGGGCAGUGGCUGCAUCGACGGACUGGAACCUGACCUCAUAUGGGUCUCCGUCUCCUUUUGAACGAGGUCAGACAGGUCUGAUUUUACCCCUCUCCCUGCAACACCUGACCCCGCCCUACAUUUCCGUUGUUGGAAUUGGAGCUGUGGCUGCCGCUGUGAUGUCAUCAACUGACUCUGCCCUGCUGUCCGCAGCCUCCAUCUUCACCUCAAAUAUCUACAAGACAAUCCUGAGGACCCAGGCGUCAGAGAUGGAGAUCCGAUGGGUGAUUCGUAUCGCUGUGGUUUUAUUCGGCCUGGCUGGUACAUCACUCACCUUUCUCCAUACGGGUGUUAUGGCUUUCUGGGUCCUGGGUGGAGAAAUAGCCUACAUUAUGAUGUUCCCGCAGCUGGUCUGCGUGCUCUUCUUCAACAUCUCCAAUGGUUACGGUGCCACUGUGGGCUUCUUGGUUAGUUUUUUUUUAAGACUUUUGUGUGGAGAGCCCUUGCUUAGGCUACCACCUGUCCUCCAUUUCCCAGGAUGCACCUUUGAAGACGGUGUUUACGUUCAGUACGCCCCCAUCAGGACCAUCUGUAUGUUGGUGUCUUUUGUCACCAUAUUGCUGGUCUCUGCUGUGGCCUCUGUGCUCUUCAACAAAGGACUGAUCCCUCAGAAGUGGGAUGUGUUUCAAAUCCAGAACUCACCACAAACACAAAUACCAACAGGAGGUGCUCGAAGCAAUGAAAUCCACCACCCACAACCUCUGUGUGAGAACGGUGGAGUCUCAGAUCCAAUGUUGGAAUCAACUUGUUGAAAUGCAGAUGAUAGAAAAUGAGCAUCAUUGUGUCUUGUGGAGAUUAAGGAAGCCCAGAGUGGCAAUAGGUGCAAUCAGUGUUUUUGAUGCUGUUACACUGAUGUCAAAAUUAAGUUUUCUCCUGAUGGAGAUGAUGGUUUUAUUGGGAUAUAUAAACCUGUUAUCACAGGAAAACAAAAGGUCUUUCUCCCUUACUCUUAUGCCCACAGGGCAGUGUGUGUGUGUGUGUGUGUGUGUGUGUGUGUGUGUGUGUGUGUGUGUGUGUGUGUGUGUGUGUGUGUGUGUGUGUGUGUGUGCGUGCGUGCGUGCGUGUGUGUUUUGAUUGAAUGUGUGUAUCAUGAUCCGCUCUUAUGAAUCUUAUCAUUUUCUCAUGAUAAAUUAUCUCAUCAUCUAAGGAAAUUUGACUGUUUUUUUCAUCAAAUAACAAGAUGAAAUAAAAACCUGUUCUAACAUUUAA